This is a messenger RNA of Cuscuta epithymum, 6334 nucleotides long. The record is from the annotation of a GenBank genome assembly. Lineage: Eukaryota; Viridiplantae; Streptophyta; Magnoliopsida; Solanales; Convolvulaceae.
CGCGCUCACUAUAUAUAUAUAGUUUCGCAUCCCAUAUCUCUUAAGAUAUUAUUAAUUAUUUAUUAUUCCACAUUUCCACUUUUUCUAACUAGGUUGCCGGCCGGAAACCUACAGCCAUGUCGGAGGAGAACAGACAGUCUUCCUAUCCGGACAGCACGACAGGCUUUGGCGGUGAUAUAAACAGUAACGACACUUAUGAGAAGCCCUACGACCAAGAAACUGCCGCCGGCUAUGGAGGGGAUGAUAUGUGCCAAGAAACUGCCGCCGGCUAUGGAGGGGAUGAUAUGUGCCAAGAUACCGCCGCCGGAUAUGGAGGGGAUGAUAUGUGCCAAGAAACUGCCGCCGGCUAUGGAGGGGAUUAUUCCUGCAUGAAUGAGAAGCAGACCACUACUGAGGAUGGGUAUGGUCAAGACUCGUGCGGCGGCGGUGUUGACUAUUAUUUUGAGGACAAGCCUGCCGGGAAAAGCCAUGAGGAUUUCGAAAAGGAGAAAAAACACCACAAGCAUCUCCAGCAGAUUGGUGAGCUUGGCACCGCCGCCGCCGGUGCCUAUGCCCUGAUCGGCCGAUAUCACCUUCACGAGUGCACGCCUCCCAUACUCGCUCUGAAGUUGUCUUCCAGGUAAGUUUUUUACAAGUUGGAGUUCGUUGAUUCCUACUAAUCAACCUUUUGCUUAUAAUAUGAAAGUAAUAAAUUGGAGUUCGUUAAUUUCUACUGAUUAAUUGGUGUAGAUUAGGUUCAAUUCUAAUUUCUAAGUAUUUUGGAACCUCUCGUAAGAAUGGUUUCAUUUUAAUGUGAGAUUUGCUAAAUUUUGGAUCGAAUAGUACAAAUAGGGAUAACCAGUCCCAGUUUUACAUCUAAAUUUUGGAUCGAACAGUGAUUUUCUAAUGUUCAAAUUGAUGGCCGGUUUUGGAUGGGCUGGUUCCUCACCCCCAGUAGCAAUCAUAACCCUUACCAAUUACAGAGUAUUAUGAUCGAUUUUGCUGGUUCUGAUCCAUUUAAGGUAGUUUGACUCAACUUUUGUUUAAAUUUUUUGAUAUAUCAUUACAGUUUACGACAUAUACAUACAGUGUAUUACUUCAAAUUGUGGUCUUAGUGCUUCAGUCGUCACAUGUACUAGAUUCAUCUAUUUGUUAGACUAUAUUACCUCUAUUAAAGUGUACUUCAAUUGAUGAUCUAGGUACUUCAAACGUACUAGAUAGUGUAUGUCAGUUUGCUCCUAAAUUGCAUCUGUUACACUUAAUUCACAUGUACUUCUAGUAUGUACUUGAAGUACACUAUUGAACACAAUCAUCGAUAGUCCAUUUGUUAGACUAAAUUACCUCUUAUUUACUUUUGCACGUGUAUUACAUUUAGUAUUUCUUUAGUGCUUCAAAUCAUGAGGUCAAUCCAUGAUUUUAAAUUCAUGGAUGAACAUUCAUUGGUUGGAUUGUGAUAUGUGACCCUACUUAAAAGAGCUUUAAAAUGGAGACCUGCACUAUAUUAACCAAGUUAUGACAUUAGGUAUUGUAAUACUUGGUGACAUGCUCCAUAUCCCCCAAAUGUGUGAAAACAAAGCACAAUUGUUAAUUUGUUAUAAGAAUCGGGAUUUAAAACCAAAUAUGGGCAAGUAGGUUUAUGUACAUCAUGUUCUUUUCAUUUACAAUUUUGAUUCUUUAUUUUUUUUCAAACCUCUAUCACUUCUCAUGAGUAAAUUUUUAAUGGAAAAUGAUGAACGUGUUUCUAGGCUUUAUGUUUAUCAAGGACUUAGUAAAGAUGAUAUUGUAUAAAUGUAAUAUACCUUCAUGUUAUACAUACAUCAAGUUUAAAACAUGUCAGGAACAUGCACGUAAGAUAAGUAACAAAAGUACCCUCACUAAGUCUCUUUAAAACAUCUUUAGCACCACUAUAAAAAGAUGCAUCAUGAUUGUAACAUUGAGUUAUUUAACUUUGUAAGAAAAAUGAUACGUUUGUAUACUUCAUAUAGGAAACACAAUAUAUAGAUUUUGGGGACAUAAUAAAUGAAUUUUCCUUAUCAUUUAGGUCUCCUUUUCUCAGGCGUUUUGGGUAUUUUUAAGUUCAUAAUAAUGGAAAAACAUUAUAUAUGAAUGGUUGUUCUUGAAACAAGGUAAACAAUCAAACUUUGUUUAGAUAUGAUAAGUAUACUUCUGCCUUUUGUUUUUAUUAAUAUGUUCAUAUUCAAGGUUUAGAUACCCUACUUAUUACUAUGUCCUGAGAAACUGUAAAAGGAAAAAAAGUGCUUUAACAAACUGUAAGAGGAAGGGCUUAAUUUAAUAAAAUCUAAAAGCUUAUAAAAGUGUUGUAUGUAUAUGUGUGUAUAAUAUUUUUUUAGUGUUCAUCCUUGCUAUUGAUGAUUUUCUAGUACACUAAAUGGACAAGGAAUGGAUGAAAUUAGCAAGAUACAGUGCAGAAUACAUUAACGGUGUGGAGUAUUUUCUAAAUUAUGCAUAUACAAGAGGAAAUCCUCAAGGAAAAGAGAUUUUGUGUCCAUGUAUUAAAUGUCAUAAUGCCUUAUGGAUGACUAGAGCAACAGUUUUCGAUCAUUUAAUAGCAUACGGAUUUGAAAGAGGUUAUAAUGUUUGGGUUCGUCAUGGUGAGGAGCCAAUUAACCCCAAGAACAUUGACGGUUAUUUGGAUGGUGAAGAUGAUGAAAUAGAUGAUAUUGAUGGACUACUCAAUGAUAGAUUCAGGGGGGUGGCAGAAGAACAAUAUGAAGAUAAUGGCAGCCUCAAUGGUGAUGCUGAAAAGUUCUAUAGCCUAAUAGAAGAUUCCAAGCAAGAGUUGUUUCCGGGAUGCCAAAACUUUACUAAGCUCUCAUUCACUAUCAGACUGUACUUGUUGAAGUGUCUUUACAGUUGGAGCAAUGUAUCAUUCAACGCUCUUUUAGAGUUGUUGAAAGAAGCUAUGCCUCACUUGAAUAUUCCUGAUACAGCAGCUAAAACUAAAGGGAUGAUAAGAGACUUAGGGUUUGAUUAUAAAAAAAUUGAUGCUUGUCCGAAUGAUUGCAUGCUCUACUGGAAAGAACAUGAGAGAGACACUUGUUGCUAUGUAUGUGGUGCUUCACGGUGGAUUGAAAAUACAGAAGUCAAUAAUGAGGAAAACACUAAGGCUCACAAAGUUUCAGCUAAAAUUUUGAGACACUUUCCAUUGAUUCCCAGACUGCAGAGGCUUUUUAUGUGUUCAAAGACAGCUAGCUCAUUAAGGUGGCAUGAAGAAGAACGUGUGAAAGAUGGUAAAUUGAGACAUCCUGCUGAUGGGGAGGCGUGGAGAGAUUUUGAUAAACGCUAUCCAGAGUUUUCAAUGGAUUCACGUAACAUCCGACUUGGUUUAGCUAGUGAUGGAUUUAAUCCAUUUCGAACCAUGAAUCUAUCUCAUAGUAUAUGGCCAGUGGUAUUACUACCAUAUAAUUUUCCUCCUUGGUGGUGUAUGCAAGCUGAUCAUGCCAUUCUCUCUUUAUUAAUUCCCGGACCACAAUCACCUGGAUAUAAUAUUGAUGUGUACCUCCAGCCGUUGAUUGAAGAAUUGAAGGUGUUGUGGGAUUUCGGAGUAGAUACGUAUGAUGCAUCCCUAAAUCAAACUUUCCAACUAAGGGCAGCUCUCUUGUGGACUAUCAGUGACUUUCCCGGAUAUGCUAUGUUGAGUGGGUGGAGUACAAAAGGAAAAUUAGCUUGUCCUUGUUGUAAUUAUAACAAAAACUCCACUUAUCUGAAGUAUAGCCGAAAGAUGUGCUACAUGGAUCAUCGUGUAUUUUUGCCUAUGGAUCAUAAAUACAGAUUAAACGUAAGGGACUUCAAUGGGAGGACAGAAUUUAGACCUCCGCCAGCUUUGUUGAAAGGAGAAGAUAUCUUUGAAUCCUUAAAAAACUUCAAAAAUGUAUUUGGUAAGACAAAAAAGAAAAGAAAGAAGAAAAAGAAUCAUCCCAAUGAUCCAUGGAGGAAGAGAUCUAUUUUUUACGAGUUAUCAUACUGGAAGCAUAACACAUUACGUCAUAAUCUUGACGUGAUGCAUAUAGAAAAAAACGUAUUUGAUAAUAUAAUUGGGACUUUGUUAGAUAUCCCUAAAAAGACAAAAGAUCAUGCAAAUGCUCGUUUUGAUUUAAAACACAUGGGUAUUAGAAAAAAGCUUCAACCAGAAGAGACAAAUGAAGGUAAAAGUAUCAAGCUUGCACCUGCAUGUUUUUCUAUGUCUGCUGAUGAGAAAACAACAUUUUGUGGAGUCUUAAAGGAAGCGAAAGUACCCGAUGGUUGUGCUUCUAACAUUUCAAGAUGUGUUCAACUUGAUGACAGGAAGGUUACUGGCUACAAGACGCAUGAUGCACAUUUUAUGAUGCAUUACUUGCUUCAAGUAGCUGUGAGGAGUACCAUGCCAGAUCAAGUUGCCCACCCUUUAAUUCGUCUAUCUUCAUUUUUUCGGUGUUUAUGUCAGAAAGUUAUUGAUGUGAAUGAUUUGGAUAUUCUGCAAUCAGAGAUUGCAGAAACACUUUGUCAAUUUGAAACAAUUUUUCCCCCAAGUUUCUUUGAUGUGAUGGUUCAUUUGCCCAUACAUUUAGUGAAUGAGAUAAAAUUGGGUGGUCCAGUUCCAUUUCGGUGGAUGUAUUUCCCAGAAAGAUAUUUAGGUAGACUAAAAAGCUAUGUCCGCAACAAAAGUCGUCCAGAAGGUUCUAUUGCCGAGGGAUACUUGGUUGAAGAAUGCUUGACAUUAUGCUCCCAGUAUUUGCAUGGUAGUGUGGAGACACGACUUAAUAGAAUGAAAAGGAAUGGUGAUAGAUGUGAGUCCAAUGAGAUUGAAAAUCCAACCAUCUUUUCCAGCAUUGGUCAGCCUAUUGGAACAAAGAAAAAUGGCAAAGCUAUUUAUUUGGAUAGCAAGUCAAGGAGUCAAAUUCACCGCUACAUAUUAUUCAAUUGCGACGAUGUCCAGAAAUUUAUCAGGGAGCAUGAAAAUGAAUACUCAAAACAGAAAAGAAAAAAGUGGAACAAAUCAAAGGCUCAAGGGAAAGAGUUCGUUGAAUGGUUCAAAAAGCGUGUUCUAUUAAGCGAUGUAUCUGAACAAAUGAAGGAGUUAUCUAGAGGACCAAAUACAGUUGCAUGUCGUUUUUCUGGCUAUCUCAUUAAUGGUUAUAGAUUUCAUACAAAGCAACGAGAUGCACGACGUAAAACCCAAAAUAGUGGUGUGACAUUGGUGUCAAUUGCUGAAAGUUUUGCAAGUACUAAAGAUAGAAAUCCAAUAACAGACUCACUUACCUGCUACGGAUCAAUUAUUGAAAUAAUUGAAGUAGAUUAUUAUGGGCAUUUUAAGGCUGUGUUAUUUCGCUGUGAUUGGUUUGAAGUUGAAGAGGAUAAGUAUGGUUUGAUUUGUGUUCAUUUCAACAAGAGAUGUUUUCUGGAUGAUUCGUUUGUGCUCGCUUCUCAAGUGCAUCAAUGCUUCUACAUUCAAGACCCUUUUAAUGCAAAUAGGAAUUACGUCAUGAAGACUAUCCCGAGGGAUUUUCUUAAUAUCAAAGAACCAUCAGAUUCAAACUCUCAACAGUUUUAUCAAAGUGAGCCAUCAGAUCAUCCAGUAAACCUAGCUACAAGUGAUGACAACAUUGAAUUCGAGUUGGUAAGGACAGACAUGGAACCGACAGUUGUUGAGAAUUAUUUGCAUUUAUUGAAUGCAACAGAAUCUGAAAAUGACUCUGAGAUUUAGAUGAACCUCUUUUGGAAUAGUUUUUUUUUAAGUAUUAUUGUACUCUCUGUUGGACUCGUUUCUUAAAAGUCUUAUUUUAUAAAUUUGUGUGCCUCUAUAUUCUGUUAUCACAUAUAUGUAUUGUUAUAUUUAAUAAAGUAAAUUUUGUUUUAUUAUUUAUGAAGUAGUGUUGGUUACGGUUAUCUGUAAUGUAAAUGUAAUGAUGAAUAUCCUUGUAAAAAUGCUUUAAAAUUGCACUUUUCUAGCAUUAACAUUUGCAGGAAAAUGAACCAAGAGACUGGAUCUGGUCUUGAUUUUCAAGUUGAGACUAGUGCUGAACUACUUCAAAAGUAUAAACUUAAGGUAGAAAAUAUUACUGCUUCCAGAGGAAAAAAGGGAAAUGCUGCUAGUAAAGAAGUGCAGAAAAAUUUAUUGUUUAAUCAAGCAAAUGCUCAGGUUACCAAAAGUAAAAGAGGUGCUUCAAAUCCAACUCAACGAGAAAAUGUUGUAGCUGUAAGACAAAGCAAGAGAAGUGCUUUAGAACAAAAUACAAACAAGGAUUUCAACUUUAACCGAGUAAAACCUCAGAUUCACUAUUAUAUUAAAGAAAAUGUGUGAGGAAGAUAGAAUUCGAGCAUGUAAUGAAAAUUUGUUUUCACUAAUGAAUAAUUA